GUGAGGGAGAGAGAAGAAGGGUAUUAAAGCAGGUGCAUUUCUGAUAAUAUGGACUUGCAGCGAUGGCUUUCUACAAAGUGAUCUGUGUGGCAACUCUGCUGACUCUCCUGACACAAGAGUCUCACUCACAAGUAAGUGUCUGUGGUCGACCUACACUCAACACCAAGAUUGUUGGAGGACAGGUGGCCACUCCAGGCAGCUGGCCCUGGCAGGCCAGUCUACGAACCUCUGGUGCCCACUUCUGUGCAGGAACCCUCAUUAACAAUCAAUGGGUGAUGACUGCUGCUCAGUGCUGCGCAAGAUCAGGCGUAAGCACAAGAACUCUGACUGUGUAUCUGGGUCUCCAGAGUCUAAAGGGAUCAAACCCCAAUCAAGUGUCUCGGACAGUAUCCCAGAUCAUCAUUCAUCCCAACUUUAACUCUGGAACUUUUAACAACGACAUCUGCCUCCUGAAGCUCUCCUCACCGGUGACUUUCACCACCUACAUUCAGCCCGUCUGUCUUGCAGCCACAGGCAGCACCUUCUACAAGGGGACUCUCUCCUGGUCCACCGGCUGGGGCAGUAUUGCAACUGGAGUGUCCCUUCCUUUCCCACAAAACCUAAUGGAGGUGCAGCUGCCGAUUGUAGGAAACAGAGAGUGUACCUGUAACUACGGAGUGAGCUUGAUCACAAACAACAAGAUGUGCACUGGGUUCAGUGCUGGAGGAAAGGACGUCUGUCAGGGGGAUGGAGGAGGUCCGCUGGUGAGCAAGCAGGGCGGUCGCUGGAUCCAGUCGGGAAUCGUGAGUUUUACCAGUAGUAAGGGCUGUGCCCAGCCUAAUAUCCCAUCAGGCUACACCCGGGUGUCCCAGUAUCAGUCCUGGAUCAACAGCCAGAUCACCAGCAACCAGCCAGGCUUCAUCACCUUUAAAUCCACUGGGACCGACGGUGACCUCAGCAUAAGCUGUCCUGCCACGCCACCCCCAGCAGCCCAAGUUUGUGGUCAGCCAACACUCAACACCAGGAUUGUUGGAGGACAGGUGGCCUCUGCAGGCAGCUGGCCCUGGCAGGCCAGUCUGCAAACCUCUGGCUCCCACUUCUGCGCAGGAACCCUCAUUAACAAUGACUGGGUGCUGACUGCUGCUCAAUGCUGCUCAAGAUCAGGCGUAAGCACAAGCUCUCUGACUGUGUCUCUGGGUCUCCAGAGUCUACAGGGAUCAAACCCCAAUCAAGUGUCUCGGACAGUAUCACAGAUCAUCAUUCAUCCCAACUUUAACUCUGGAACUUUUGAAAACGACAUCUGCCUCCUGAAGCUCUCCUCACCCGUGACUUUCACCACCUACAUUCAGCCCGUCUGUCUGGCAGCCACAGGCAGCACCUUCUACAAGGGGACUGUCUCCUGGUCCACCGGCUGGGGCAAUGUUGGAACUGGAGUGUCCCUUCCUUUCCCACAAAACCUAAUGGAGGUGCAGCUGCCGAUUGUAGGAAACAGAGAGUGUACCUGUAACUACGGAGUGAGCUUGAUCACAAACAACAAGAUGUGCACUGGGUUCAUUGCUGGAGGAAAGGACGUCUGUCAGGGGGAUGGAGGAGGUCCGCUGGUGAGCAAGCAAGGCGGUCGCUGGAUCCAGUCGGGAAUCACUAGUUUUACCAGUAGUAAGGGCUGUGCCCAGCCUAAUAUCCCAUCAGGCUACACCCGGGUGUCCCAGUAUCAGUCCUGGAUCAACAGCCAGAUCACCAGCAACCAGCCAGGCUUCAUCACCUUUACCUCCGCUGGGACCGACGGUGACCUCAGCAUAAGCUGUCCUGCCACCCCACCCCCAGCAGCUCAAGUGUGUGGUCAGCCAACACUCAACACCAAGAUUGUUGGAGGACAGGUGGCCUCUGCAGGCAGCUGGCCCUGGCAGGCCAGUCUGCAAACCUCUACAGGGUUCCACUUCUGUGGAGGAACCCUCAUUAACAACGACUGGGUGCUGACUGCUGCUCACUGCUGUGCAAGCACAGUCAUAACUACGAGCACUCUAGUUGUGUCUCUGGGUCUCCAGAGUCUACAGGGAUCAAACCCCAAUAAAGCGUCUCGGACAGUAUCACAGAUCAUCAUUCAUCCCAACUAUAACGCCACAAUUCUGGAAAACGACAUCUGCCUCCUGAAGCUCUCCUCACCGGUGGCUUUCACCACCUACAUCCAGCCCGUCUGUCUGGCAGCUCCAGGCAGCACCUUCUACAAGGGGACUCUCUCCUGGGCCACCGGCUGGGGUAGAAUUGGAACUGGAGUGUCCCUUCCAUCCCCGGGUAACCUCAUGGAGGUGCAGCUGCCGAUUGUGGGUAACAGAGAGUGUAGCUGUACCUUUGGACCGAGCAUCAUCACAAGCAACAAGAUGUGCUCCGGGUUCAGUGCUGGAGGGAUGGACACCUGUCAGGGGGAUUCAGGAGGUCCGCUGAUCAACAAACAGGGCGGUCGCUGGAUCCAGGGGGGAAUCGUGAGUUUUACCAGUAGUAGAGGCUGUGCCGUGCCGAAUAUCCCAUCAGGCUACACCCGAGUGUCCCAGUAUCAGUCCUGGAUCAACAGCCAGAUCACCAGCAACCAACCAGGCUACUACACCUACACGUCCACUGGGAUGACGGUGACCUCACGUUACCUGUACACCACCAAAAAACACACCCUAACGGUGAUCUGGCGGUGAGCAGAGCGGCUCUUGGUUCCAGGCAGCGGUGUUGUUAGUUGGAAACAAUCAACAACGCCACCUUCCUGGCUCAGACACCAACACCACCAACACCACCAACACCACCAGCACCAGCACAGCUGACGGCAACAUACCAACUACCAGCGGGGGCGCUCCUGCUCUCUCCCCCUUCUUCUUCAAAUUGCUCAUCUUUGGAUGGAAACUGCUUUCUCUCUAAAAUGAAGGGUGUAAUUUAUGGGCGUAAAAUCGAUAAAUUAAUGAAAAUGAAUUGUUUAAGCAGCACCGAACAAAUGUAGGUAUAUGUAGCCUGGCGUACCAACGUGUCAAGGUUUUUGAAGGAUCCAGUUGUUACACAAAGACAAGAUGAUGAUUUGUCAUUUACCUAAAACUUCCCCUUCAAAUAACUGAAAACAGGAUGGUGUGUAUUGAUUACAUUGCAGGUAUAUUAAACUCUUGCUGUCAUGGAAUUUCCUACAGUCGUUGACAAAUGGAUUUAAAAACUUAAGGAGCAUAUUUUAGAGGUCAGAGGAACACAUGUCAUCAUCUACCUAUCUGAGCUAGUGUACCUUAAUGUACAAUUAUAUCUAAAGUGAACAAGCAGCUUUUGCUCUAAAAAAUACUUAAACUGAACUUUACAUUGAUAAUAAUUUAGUUUGAAAGAUAAAUGUCAAUAUUAAGUCUUGUCAAGUUUUGCCGUGGCAACAACUGUCCUGUAGAUGUGAAAGUGCUGAACUAUUAACCCCUUUGAUUUUUUUUAUCACAGUAACCUGGUUUUUAAUUAAGGGAAAUCCUUUCUUUCGGCUUUGAGCACAUGUAUGAACUCAUGCAGUCUAAUCUAAAUGUCCUGCAGUAAAUCCUCAUUCAUGAUGGUUAUAAUCUGUUUCUGUUGAAACUGUUUUAGAGAUGUGCUGAUUCAACUGUAUGGUCAUUCUGGAGGCUGAGGUUGUGUUUCUUAGCCACAUGCAUGUAUCAAAAUAAAACAAAUUGAACAUUUUUUGCAACA
Molecule: messenger RNA, 3666 nt
Organism: Micropterus salmoides (largemouth bass)
Lineage: Eukaryota; Metazoa; Chordata; Actinopteri; Centrarchiformes; Centrarchidae
Product: transmembrane protease serine 9-like
Exons: 15
Coding region: 63-2663 (866 amino acids)
Biological process (GO): proteolysis
Molecular function (GO): serine-type endopeptidase activity
Source: RefSeq, a predicted model, not a curated record